GUCGGUCCUCACGGACUCUUCGAUGGAGUCCGUGAGGUUUCUCUUUCCUCUCUGCCCCGCUUUCCUCGUCCCGCGAUCCGUGAAGCGUAGCUUGUCCUCUCUCUCUUGCUCUUUCAAUCUUGAAUGUCCAUCCUCGUCCCGCGCUUGUUCGGUUUCCGUUGCUCUCGCAGAGGCCUCACCGAGCAUAUCGCAUGACUCGAGGCAUGUGGCCGACAGUUUACUUCGGGAUCUCGAACCGGUCGAUUCGCCGACGAUUUCGAACGCUCCGCGCGUCUGAGGUGAACCAACACACGAGGAGAACUCGAUCACGAACAUGCGCAUCAGGAGCAUCAACGACAGCCUUGUUCUCACGACGAAAGGCGAAGUGUCGUGGUCGACGACAGAGGAGCCUUUGACUCCCGAAGAAGAGGACGCGAUAGUGACGCUGGUAGUGGUCGUGGUUGGUAUCAUAGUCGCUAUAGUGAUACUAUUUUCGAUGGGGAUCUUCAUCGACUGCAAGCACCAGAAAAAGGACGCCCUGCUUAAGAAAAAAAAGCUUAAAUUGAGAAUGCCGCCGAUAUCCCGCAUAAAACGAAGCAUGAAGGACGAUGUGAAGGCUUUAGCCGCGGAUAUGUGUCCGAGCGGUACCAGCGACUCUGGAUUUCGAACGAGGGACGCCGUCGUUUGACACCCUCACUUCGAUCUGGAGUGCAGUGAUUAUCAGACGAUACUACGAAAUCGGCGGAGCGAAUUGUACGAAUUAAAUCGCUAUUUAUUUUAAGGAUACGCGAAAAAUAUCAAGUGUCAUAACAACGAUAGUCUUGAUUCCGCCGCGAAGUUUUUCGAGCAGACGUUAACAUUAUUCCCGUAACUGUGAUUUAUAUAUCGUUAUUUAUCUAUUCGUUAUAAAAAAAGAACCUCUCGAUCGCAUCGAUCGUAUUUAAGGAACUCUCCUUCGUGGGAGAGAAUUUCUGCGGCUCAAGAUCACGCGAGCUCAAUGUUUGCUCAAAUCCGAUAUUAAUUUACGAACUACGAACGAGUGAGUGCGUAUAUGGUAUGUGUGUAAACGUGUACGAAGGUAUGUUUCGUCGGGAAUCGAGAAAUUUCAUGUUUGUUUUUUUUUCGCGCAAACACCGAACGAUCUAUGCGCGCGUUUUAUCGCGAUCGCGAUUGAGACAGUGCCGAGGUUACAAUGUCUAGUCUAGUCGUUCCUUCGGCCUUGUAACGAUUAGCAAAUGGUAAUGUAACGUUCCAACGAGCCAUCGACUUCAUCGGGCAUCUUUCAAUAAAGAGUGCGUGAACGUCGACGUUUCGCCAACGAAUUGGCGAUUACGAUGUUCGAUAAAAAUGCUGACGUUAAUGGCGCGAUCGUUCCACGCCGCGCGUGCAUGGUGACCGAACGAUUCGACGCUCGACGUAUUUCCGAAUUGAUAAUUUAUAUUAUUUCUGGACGAAUAUACGUAUAAGUAAAAGUGUAUAUACAUAUAUAUACAUAUCUAUGUUAUAAGAGGUAUUGUCUGAAAGUAAAAGGUUUUUAUCACCUUUCAUGUAAUCGUUUUGUCCCGAAUGCAAAGACGUCAUUGUCUGAAAGAUUAAAUCACCAUGCACGUGAUCGUUUUCCACCGAUUCGGACCAAACAGGGAUAAGGGGGGAAAAUUAUGCCGCGUGACGCAAAUUUAAUCAUCUCUGUAAAUAUAUUAGUGUACAGAUAAAAGUCCAUAAAAAAAAGAAACAGAUUCGUAUGAAAUUUCACGCGAAACGUGGAAUGUUUUGGUAAAAACGAUUUAUGACGAGGCUGAAACAUUUAACUUGCAAAUGGACGAAAAGACUGCGUGGUUUCCUUCUCUGUUACUUUACUGCAUCUUCGUCCAUGAGAGGCUUCGCUUCGUUGUACCUUUGUUCGGCUAUGAAACAUUAUAUUACACAUGGAUCACAAGUUAAUUACUUAAUUUUAGGAAAUGCGAAACAUCUUGUCCCUCUUGUGCUGAUUUUUUAUUGAUAUUAAAUUGGUC
This is a messenger RNA of Colletes gigas, 1991 nucleotides long. RefSeq lists its product as uncharacterized. Bases 314 to 667 code for a protein of 117 amino acids. The record is from RefSeq and is a predicted model, not a curated record. The transcript has 3 exons. NCBI's taxonomy places the organism in Eukaryota, Metazoa, Arthropoda, Insecta, Hymenoptera, Colletidae.